CAAAGGAACCGGGAAUCUCAGUGGCAUGGGGGAGGAGGGAGGAUGUGUCCCCACCACCCCAACCCCCCAUGUCUGUGGUGAAGUCGAUCGAAUUAGUGUUGCCCAAGGAUGCCAUCUACUUGGCCGGCUCCAGCAUCAAAGGGCAGGUGGUUCUAAUUCUGAACAGCACCCUGGUGGACCCUAUUGUGAAGGUCGAGCUCGUGGGAAGGGGCUAUGUGGAGUGGAAUGAAGAAAUCGGGGCAUCACGUGAUUAUAGCAGAGAUGUUAUUUGCAACAACAAGGCCGACUAUGUGCACAAGAUGAAGACAUUCCCAGUAGAGGAUAAUUGGUUAAGUGCAGGCAGCCACACCUUUGAAUUCCAUUUCAGCUUACCUCCCAGGCUUCCUUCUACCUUCACCAGCAAAAUCGGCCAUGUCUUCUACUUCAUGCAAGCCUCCUGCGUGGGCCGGGAACACAUUCUGGCGAAGAAGAGGAUGUACUUGUUGGUUCAAGGGACUUCGGACUUCCAUAAAGAAAACCCAUUGCAGAACCCUCUGCUGGUAGAGGCUGAGAAGAAGAUCUCCUACAACUGCUGCAGCCAGGGCACCAUCUGCCUACAAAUCCAGAUGGAAAAGAACACCUUCGUCCCAGGGCAGAGGGUCAUCUUCACCACGGAGAUCAACAACCAGACCGGCAAGUGCAUCAAGACGGUCAUCUUCGCCCUCUACGCCCAUGUGCAAUACGAGGGCUUCACCCCCAACGCAGAGCGGCGCUUGCGGGCGGAAAGCAGUGAGCUGCUCCGGCAGGAAGCCAACACGCAGAUCACACCUUUCGACACCACCAAGAUCGUCAGCACCUUCAACCUCCCGCAGGUGCUGUCCGUGAGCAGCAGCCUGCAGGACGGCGAGAUCAUGAGUACCCACUACGAGCUGGUCAGCACGGUCCACCUGCCCUGGUCCCUGACCAGUGUGAAGGCCAAGGUUCCCAUCAUCAUCACCAGUGCCCCUGUGGACCCGGACAGCUGCCCACCGCUGGAGGGGCAGCUGUCACCCGAGAGCCAGGAGUGCCAGAAUUAAGUGCCCAAACUUCUAAAUAUUAAAAGCUUUAUCGGACUCUACA
Neogale vison (American mink) is the source of this 1098-nucleotide messenger RNA. It is a transcript of the gene ARRDC5, whose product is annotated as arrestin domain containing 5. The record is from RefSeq and is a predicted model, not a curated record. The coding region runs from base 69 to 1055 and encodes 328 amino acids. NCBI's taxonomy places the organism in Eukaryota, Metazoa, Chordata, Mammalia, Carnivora, Mustelidae. Gene Ontology annotation, cellular component: cytoplasm. The transcript is spliced from 3 exons. Gene Ontology annotation, biological process: protein transport.